Messenger RNA from Nothobranchius furzeri (turquoise killifish), 3591 nucleotides. RefSeq names its product neuronal migration protein doublecortin. NCBI's taxonomy places the organism in Eukaryota, Metazoa, Chordata, Actinopteri, Cyprinodontiformes, Nothobranchiidae. The record is from RefSeq and is a predicted model, not a curated record. Gene Ontology annotation, cellular component: microtubule; microtubule organizing center. Gene Ontology annotation, biological process: intracellular signal transduction.
CAGGAAGCCAGGCACAUGCUCGGCUCUCAGACUGAAGCAGACAAAGGCAGAGAGAGGAGAGACGGCGUGCAGCUAUCCAGCAGCAUCGAAUCACACACACUUACACUCCCCUCCCCGCACACACACACACGCACACAAUCACACACACUCCCUUCACUCCGGGAGCUGCGACGCAGAUUCUCCACAACUGAUCGCCACCUCAUCCCUUUCCUUCACAGCCACCAUCACUAUAAGCCAUCAUGGAGCUAGACUUUGGACAUUUUGAUGAACGGGACAAGACAUCCCGCACUCCACGGGGAGGACGCAUGAAUGGACUCCCCAGUCCCACGCACAGUGCCCACUGCAGUUUCUACCGCACACGCACCCUGCAGGCUCUCACCAACGAGAAGAAAGCCAAGAAGGUGCGCUUCUACCGCAACGGAGACCGCUACUUUAAGGGCAUUGUGUACGCCGUGGCGAAUGACCGGUUCCGCACCUUCGAUUCCCUCCUGGCUGACCUCACACGCUCACUCGCCGACCACAUCAACCUGCCGCAGGGCGUCCGCUUCAUCUUCACCAUUGACGGCUCACGCAAGAUCUCUACCUUGGAUGAGCUGGAGGAAGGGGAAAGCUAUGUUUGUGCAUCAGAGAACUUUUACAAGAAGGUCGAUUACACAAAAAAUGUCAACCCCAACUGGUCUGUGAACGUAAAGGCUUCUGCGAGCCAGAAGAACAUGCAGUCCUUGGCUGCCAAGGCCGCCGGCGACCCCAGAGAGGGGAAAGACUUUGUUCGGCCCAAGCUGGUCACGGUGAUGCGCAGCGGCGUGAAGCCACGCAAGGCCGUCCGCGUCCUCCUCAACAAGAAGACGGCGCACUCCUUCGAGCAGGUGCUCACUGACAUCACAGAGGCCAUUAAGCUGGAGAGUGGUGUGGUCAAGAAGAUCUACACGCUGGACGGCAAGCAGGUUACCUGCCUUCAGGAUUUCUUCGGCGAUGAUGACGUCUUCAUUGCAUGUGGACCAGAGAAAUUUCGCUACGCGCAGGACGACUUCUCGCUGGAUGAGAAUGAGUGCAGGCUGAUGAAGACUUCUAAAGCCCAGCAUGGUUCUUACAAGAGUCCUGGUCCCAUCAAGUGCAGCAAGUCCCCAGAGUCCACCAACGGGACCGCCUCCAGCAGCCAGAUCUCCACUCCGAUAUCCAAGCAUUCCCCCACCUCCAGCCCAACCAGCCCCGGCCCAAACAACAAGCAAAAAGAUCUGGACCUGCCCUUAUCUCUGGAAGAUGAGGAUUCUCUCGGCGAAUCGAUGUAGACGUUCCUUCCUGCAGCCAGCCUUCUCCCAGACGGAAGUUUUUCUAGCUCUGCUGCUCUCCACCUUUACUCACAGUGCCACCUGCUGAGGAGAACCUCUUUGUCUCUUGAAAAGAAUAAAAUAAAAGCCUUAGCCAUCGCGGCUACGACGCCAUUUGCUGCUUGAGGAUGGCACCAUUUUUAAAAGAAUUCAGUUUAGAUCACAAUCAGCCUAAUGUUCACUCACCCUUAUAUGCAGGAGGAUAGCCACUUUAGAAUAAAUAAAUAAAAGGGCACACAUUUCAUCAGAACACCCAAUAAAGAGUUCACUUUUUUAAAAAGCCUUUUGAUAAAGCAUGCACUCGGAGUUUCACUUUCACAAAUUCCAAGCAGCAAAUGGAUUUUUUUAGCAGUUUAACCAACUUUUGUAUCACCGAACAUGUUCGAUGUUUCCUCCACGUCCUGCUGUCCUUUCUGCUCGCUAGUCCGAGGUGUUUAACCUGCUGUAAAUACUGUGUAUAGCCAUCCCCCAUAGCCACCCUGCUCAGUGUCCACUGCUGUGCUUCCAUAACGUCACUCACAUUUACUCCAUAUGAUACAGGGAGAGGUCAGAAUAAAGGGAAAAUAAGGCAGGAGGUGAUGGAUGCAGUCUGUUUAUCACUUUUUACCACAAAAUCAUGGUUUGAAAAACUCUGCAUAAAAAAUAGCUGCCUUUUAUUUGAACCAAUCAUAUUUAAGGAUGAUGGGGCAAAGCAUCCCUCCCCUCUUUAUGCCUGCACUUUUAUUUUUGCCUUCUAUGUCUAAUGUAGUUAGAAACUCAUCUUGAAACUGUAAUCUUAUUAAUAAACCGAUUCAAAGGACCUGAAGUGCAUGGAAACAGCCAAAGGUGAAACAAAUGGGCCCUUCGUAGUAAAUAAACACUCAGAUGCAGUUUUAUAAUCAUCAGUAACUAACUCCCAUUCAGAGCAGUCUGUCACCACGUUUUAUCCUUUAAAGUGGUUCGAUGUUGAGAAGUCUCAAAGCCAAAGCUGAGGGUGAUGGAAUGGGAAGAACUGAUUUUCUUUUUUAUUUUAACGGUUGUGAAAUUUUUGGGAGGAAGCCCCCGUGGAGAUUAAUGCAUGUCACGUUUAAAAGUCCAGGUGCGGUGGGUCUGGUAACCGUGGUGGGGUUUCGCCUUCUCUUGCAUGGCUCCGCGAUCUAUCGGGAGGGAGAGGAAAACACGUUUGUCUAAAUCUGUGGGUUUUUUAAAUUUUUAUAAAGUUUAUUAAUUUAUAAUAAAGGUACUUGUGUAGGAUUUUCAUUUUUCACGCUUCUGUGUGCUAUUUCGUGUCGCCACGUUUUAUUCUAACGGCUAGAGUCGUGGGACCAGUCAAAAUCUUGAGUUCUCAGAUUUAGUUUUUUAUGCAGGAGUUGAGCCUGAAGUCUCUAAACUGGAUGAAGCACAAAGCAAGGAGCAACCAGUUACAUCACAGCAACAGAUGUUACUCGCCAACUUCUCAAAAAACACACCUAACCAGUUUCUCCAAAAGACAUGCUGCACAUGUAGCAUCUUUUAAAUUAAGAUCUAUGCAUUUGGAUCGAAGAGUGAACAGGUUUUCUGUAGGUGUGGCCUUUUUCAAACCCAGGAGUUUUAUUCGUUACAUUGUGAUGUCAGUCUGAACGUUGUGUGUUGUAGCAGUGAUGCUGCAUCCAUCUGCUUCAUCCGCCGCUACGUCACAAACUACUUACUGGUGCUGUAGAUGCCUCCUUUCUCCUGCGGGGAGCGCUGUAACACCAGCACAACAGCUGCUCAUGUAAGCAGCAGGGAUGCCUCACUUUAGUCAGUUUUGUACAAAAUAAUCAGAAUUUUCUGCCAUUUUCUCUAAUAAUCAGUUCUGUGUAACCUUGCAUACUAAUCAUAUUUCACUGAUUUUUCUACAGUUUUUAACGUUUCUCACCAUAUGAACCUGAAAUGUUGGUCGUCUCGAGUAAACCGGCUGCUGGGGUCCAUCACAAUCAGCGGUGCCUUUAGUUUUCUUUGAAUAAAGCUGAAAUCGGAGCGUCAGGCAUUUGGUUUUUAGCAGUAAAACAUCAGUAAUGUCAAACGAGGCCUCCAAACACUUGUUUUGUAGAGAUGCAGGAUGGUUUAUGGAUGUGUAAAUACGUUCCUUGCCUGCUCUCUGUCAUGCGUUUUGCCUUUCUGAUCGAAUGAAUGACUUUUUUCCCCCUCUGAAAUUUAAAAACGUCUUUUUUAGUGGUGUUUUGCAAUGUUAUGGUGACUUGUUUCAGUGCUUCAUUCAAUGUAUUAACUGGUAUCUUUUUGCAAAUAAAACUGCUUAAUUACA